UUGAAUGAUAACAACUUUUGUUGUCAAAUCUCUAUAUGACGCGACCCUCUCAACAACUCGAGCGUCUACACUAACCUAAUAUAACAUGCAAUACAUGCUGACUGGACACCGUGAGAACCAAAACUCCGUAAUAUCAUGCUUUCAAAGCUGUGCCACACAGCGGCUAUGUGGUUCAUGCAAAGUACGCAAACCAUCAAACACGGGACAAUGCAACCUCCCUUUUGCGCACCCAGACACCUCGUUCUCUGUUUCUGUUCUUCUCGUCUUCGUUUCGUUUCGGUUAUUUCUACUUCCGUCAUCUUGAUGCUCACCAGCCUCAGCCGCAGCCAAGGCAUUACUUAGACUCCCUAC
Messenger RNA from Neurospora tetrasperma FGSC 2508, 351 nucleotides. RefSeq lists its product as uncharacterized. Lineage: Eukaryota; Fungi; Ascomycota; Sordariomycetes; Sordariales; Sordariaceae. The coding region runs from base 86 to 304 and encodes 72 amino acids. The record is from RefSeq and is a predicted model, not a curated record. The transcript has a single exon.